AUGCCUGUGUAUGUGAAAAUUUUGAAGAACAUCGUCUUGAAGAAGAGAAGCACGGGAAGAUUCGCCACAGUGGCAUUGACACAAGAAUACAACACUAUAAUUCCACCAAGGAUGCGUGACCCAAGCAGUUUCACAGUACCCUGCUCAAUAGAAGAAAUAUAUAUUGGCCAAGCAUUAUACGAUCUCGGGGUAAGCAUAAACUUAAUGCCCCUUUCAAUUUUCAAAAGAUUGUAUGUUGGACAGCUAACACCGACAAUGUUGACUCUUGAACUCGCCGAUAGAUCCUUGGUGCACCUUCAAGGGAAAUUAAAGGAUGUCUUGGUAACAAUAGAUAAAUUCAUCCUACCUGUAGACUUCAUUAUCUUAUAUUAUAAGGUAGAUAAAGUUGUUCCAAUCAUAUUGGGACGACCAUUCUUGUCUACUGGUCGUGCUCAAAUAGAUGUGCAUAAAGGAGAAAUGACAAUGAGCGUCAAUGGAAAGAAGCUCAUGUUCAAUAUUAUCAAGGAAAUGAAGUUCCCAAAUGAGGAUGGCUUAUCUGAUUCCGAUGAUGAACAAACUUGCGUUGGAAAUUGGGAAUCCGAGGAAGAUAAUGAAGAAAGAGAGGAUGCUAUAGCAUCCAUUGAGACUUUCCAUGCGAUAACAAAGAUGUUGAAGAAUGAUGAAAUGCUAAAUUUGGAUGAAGAAAGAAAAGCAUAUAAGCCCUCUUUAGAGCAACCACCUACACAAAAACUAAAAACUCUACCAACCCACUUGAAGAUCCGUAUAACAGCAUCUUCUUUCUCCUUACUUAGUGAUGCAGAAAUGAUGACUGGUGGCUCUUCUAAAGAUUGCUUAAUGCGUUGUGAUGUCCGUUCAGAUAACUUGAGCGGUUCAAAAUUAGAUUCUGCAUGA
Molecule: messenger RNA, 891 nt
Organism: Benincasa hispida (wax gourd)
Lineage: Eukaryota; Viridiplantae; Streptophyta; Magnoliopsida; Cucurbitales; Cucurbitaceae
Source: RefSeq, a predicted model, not a curated record